This is a messenger RNA of Hemicordylus capensis (graceful crag lizard), 2409 nucleotides long. RefSeq names its product calpain-2 catalytic subunit. The transcript has 21 exons. Gene Ontology annotation, molecular function: calcium ion binding; calcium-dependent cysteine-type endopeptidase activity. Gene Ontology annotation, cellular component: cytoplasm. The coding region runs from base 58 to 2160 and encodes 700 amino acids. The record is from RefSeq and is a predicted model, not a curated record. Lineage: Eukaryota; Metazoa; Chordata; Lepidosauria; Squamata; Cordylidae. Gene Ontology annotation, biological process: proteolysis.
GUUGCAUUUUUAUGUCAACCUCUGGAGCGGCGGCAGCUGCAGCAGCAGGAGGCCACCAUGUCUGGGAUUGCAGCUAAAUUAGCAAAGGAGAGGGAAACGGCCAGGGGCUUAGGAUCCAACGCAAAAGCCGUGAAAUACUUAAACCAGGACUUUCAGGCGCUGAGGAACGAGUGUCUUGAGGCAGGGAAACUCUUCCAAGACCCCGCCUUCCCCGCGGCUGCCUCCUCUCUGGGCUACAAUGAACUGGGACCAAACUCUUACAAAACUAGAGGCAUCGUCUGGAAACGUCCGACGGAGUUGUGUUCAAAUCCUCAGUUUAUUGUUGGAGGGGCCACCCGCACUGAUAUCUGCCAAGGAGCUUUAGGAGACUGCUGGCUGUUGGCAGCUAUUGCCUCUCUCACUUUGAAUGAAGAGGUUUUGGCUAGAGUUGUUCCUAGUGAUCAAAGCUACCAGGACAGAUAUGCAGGAAUCUUCCACUUCCAGUUCUGGCAGUAUGGGGAGUGGGUGGAUGUUGUUGUUGAUGACAGACUGCCCACCAAAGAUGGAGAACUCCUCUUUGUCCAUUCAGCAGAGGGGAGUGAGUUCUGGAGUGCCCUGCUGGAGAAGGCCUAUGCCAAGGCGAAUGGAUCCUAUGAGGCACUCUCUGGCGGAAGCACCACCGAGGGCUUUGAGGACUUCACCGGUGGAAUUGCCGAGUGGUAUGAGCUGCAAAAAGCACCACCCAACCUAUUCAAAAUCAUCCAGAAGGCUCUUCAAAAAGGCUCUCUCCUUGGAUGCUCUAUUGAUAUCACAAGUGCUGCAGAGACCGAGGCUGUCACCACACAAAAGCUGGUCAAAGGACACGCAUACUCUGUAACAGGCGCAGAGGAGGUGAAUUUCCGAGGUAGCAUGCAGAAAUUGAUCAGAAUUCGAAACCCCUGGGGACAAGUAGAAUGGACUGGAAAAUGGAAUGAUAACUGCCCAAGUUGGAAUAAUGUUGAUCCUAAAGUGAGAGAGCGAUUAACCAGGAGACAUGAAGAUGGAGAAUUUUGGAUGUCAUUCAGUGAUUUCCUGAGGCAUUACUCCCGCCUUGAGAUCUGCAACUUGACUCCAGACACACUGACCAGUGACAGGUACAAGAAAUGGAGCCUGACCAUGAUGGAUGGGAACUGGAGAAGAGGAUCCACUGCGGGUGGCUGCAGAAAUUACCCUGAUACAUUUUGGAUGAACCCACAGUAUUUGAUUAAACUUGAGGAAGAAGAUGAAGAUCUGGAUGAUCCUGAGAGAGGCUGCACCUUCCUGGUUGGCCUGAUUCAAAAACAUCGCCGGAAGCAAAGGAAGAUGGGAGAGGAUAUGCACACCAUUGGCUUUGCCAUCUAUGAGGUGCCUCCUCAGUCUUCUGGCAAGACAAACAUCCACCUAAGCAAAAAUUACUUUCUAACGAACCGAGCCAAAGAACGAUCAAACACUUUCAUCAACCUCCGAGAAGUGUUGAACCGGUUCAAGCUUCCUCCAGGAGAGUACAUUGUUGUGCCAUCCACUUUUGAACCCAACAAGAAUGGGGAUUUCUGCCUCCGCUUCUUCUCUGAAAAGAAUGCAGAUUCACAAGUUGUUGAUGAUGAAAUUGAGGCCAGUAUUGAAGAGAAAGAAAUAACUGAAGCUGAAAUUGAGCCCAGCUUUAAGAAACUCUUUGGGCAGUUAGCUGGAGAGGACAAUGAGAUCUCAGCCUUUGAACUGUGUAAUAUUCUGAGAAAAAUAAUGGCAAAACGCCAAGACAUUAAGUCAGAUGGUUUCAGCAUUGAAACAUGCAAGAUUAUGGUUGAUCUGCUAGAUUCUGAUGGAAGUGGUAAACUGGGACUGAAGGAGUUUCACAUACUGUGGACAAAGAUCCAGAAAUACCAGAAAAUUUACCGGGAUAUGGAUGUAGAUCGUUCCGGAACGAUGAACUCCUAUGAGAUGCGAAAAGCCUUGGAACAAGCAGGCUUCAAACUGGAUUGCCAGUUGCACCAAGUCAUCGUAGCGAGAUUUGCUGAUGAGCAGCUGAUCAUCGAUUUUGACAAUUUUGUUAGGUGCCUGAUUCGACUGGAAACCUUGUUCAAAAUCUUUAAGAAACUGGAUACUGAGAAAACAGGAACAAUACAGAUGAACCUUGUCACAUGGGUGUGCUUUACUAUCAUAUGAAGAAGGACCACACCUGAGAUGAAGAUUUCUGGGAAUAUGUGCAACAGUUUAAAGACUAAUAUACAACAUGCCAAAAACAAACAAACCCUACCAUAUUCCAGUACUGGUCUGUGCCUUAUAUUUAUGGAUGAAGCUACUGAGGGAGAGGAAUACUGAAUAAGCAGAACAAAUGCACACAAUAGCAAUGCCUUGGUAGCUUUAGUAUACAAGCUUUUAACUUUAUAUAAAAAUUUAUACUAUUUGCUUGGA